Messenger RNA from Cebus imitator (Panamanian white-faced capuchin), 858 nucleotides. RefSeq lists its product as uncharacterized. The transcript has 2 exons. NCBI's taxonomy places the organism in Eukaryota, Metazoa, Chordata, Mammalia, Primates, Cebidae. The record is from RefSeq and is a predicted model, not a curated record. Bases 156 to 536 code for a protein of 126 amino acids.
GGGCCAGGCUGAUGAUUCCUAACCUGCUGAGCCACUUUCCUCUCAUCCUUGUACCCAAACAGCCUCUCCUGAGCAGCGCCUGCAUCAGAUAGAGCUCUGGGGUCACCUGUGGAUAAGCCCAUCUUUUUGGCUUGGAAGGUCUGGCCAGUAGGCACAUGUGGGGAAGAGGUGACUUUGACACUGAGGCUGGAGCUGUGUCCACCUCAGAGCCCACUGUGGCCAGAUAUGAGCCAGAGAGACUUGCCCUGGCUCAGAAGUCACUGGCCCCCAAGGUCAGGAAGCCAGGGAGGAAGCCACCAAGCCCUGGCCUGGAGAAAGCAGAGGCAGCUGCUGGGGAAGAGUCCUGUGGUGCCUCCACUACCCCUGCUGCCAGUGCCAGCCCGCCUGGCCCCACGCUGAAGGCCCACUUCCGCAGUCUGCUGGAGACCACCUGGUUCAGUGGGCUGGUCCUGCCCACCCGGGGCCACAAGGCCUCAAGAUCAGACUGGCCUUCACCCCGCCCACAACUGCUAGACCGCCAGAGCCCUCACCUGUAGUGCUGGUUGUCGGUGCCAUGUGUACGGCGGUCACUCUCCAGCCUUCCUUCUGCCUUCCCAGCUGCCCAGGCCAGGAGUGGAUGCAGGGGCCAUGGCUGCUUUCCUGGAGGGAGUCCAGCUCUGACCCUGGGCCCCACCCAGGGUGGGCUGAGAGCCUCUGAGCUUUUCAUGUGAGGGUGUUUAUUGGAUAGGACUCUUUCCCAUUCUUCCCUAGAGAACACACACAUGGGCUCUGGAGCCCGACAGGCCUGGGCUUGAAUCCCCGCUCGUGUUCUUGCUGUGUGACCUAGGCAAGACACGUCACCUCUGCUGAGCCCUAAUU